AUGUUCUGUCGGGAAUACAACAAGAAAGUUGUGUCAACCAUGUUUCUCGUCGUUACUGUUGGCCCCAAACCGUCUCCUCUGUCGGAUACUUCAGUGGCGUCUUUUGGCUCCGCAACAAACACCUUCCUGUUGCAACUGGUCGCCGUCUGUCAGAAGGAGCUGUGUCUGCUACGGGACAGCCAACGGCUGGCAGAGACGGAUGCCAGUGAGGGUGAACGAACUCUGGGUGAGCGCUUCAAUCGGGGUGUGGGUCUGCGAAGAUACCACUGUCCUCUCUGUGGUCUCACCUUCGCACUGCGCUUUCGCUGCCUUCGUGGUCGUGUGCUCUUUCGGCUGCAUGAGGGCGGAUUCACCACACUCAGUCGACACCACCGCCCCCAGUUGGACUUUGAAGUCGUCAUAUUCUGCGUGGAUGGUGAGUGUUUCGUGCGCCAGUUUGCGUCCGGUUGGAGGCAGGCCGUAAAGUACAUUCGCGCAAGGUCCUGUUCUGAGUGUCCUUCGGAGCUUAAGACGCGCCAGACGGAGGUUCGGGAGUCUGCUGUUCCUGCUGCUGCCGCUGUCCAUCAGAAGAAGGAGCAGCAGGAGGUUGACUUCAGUCCUCCCUUCGAAUGUCCCUUCUGUUCGGCCUCUGCGCCCCCUGCCCUGACCGCCACCGCCAGUGCCUCUCGUCGAGGCAUCCUUGUCACCCCCUCGUCCUUGCAACACCCUCACAACGACGAUCACGACGGUGGAAGCCAGUUGGAGUCACUUCACCUCACUGCAGUGCCCUCCUUCCUGAGAGACAUUCAAGACGAAAUACAGGUUUCUUCUUCCGCCUCUCCACCGAUUGUCGAGUCUCGACCCUCGCACACUUCCGUCUCCACAAACCCCUUCGAUGCUGACGUAGACGCGUAA
This is a messenger RNA of Dibothriocephalus latus, 894 nucleotides long. NCBI's taxonomy places the organism in Eukaryota, Metazoa, Platyhelminthes, Cestoda, Diphyllobothriidea, Diphyllobothriidae. The record is from the annotation of a GenBank genome assembly.